AUGUCUGAGGGACCUCUCUACCUCGGGUUUGACUUGUCAACCCAGCAGCUAAAAGCCAUCGUAAUCCAGUCCGACCUCUCCGUUGUCUCCUCCGCCAAGGUCGACUUUGACGGCGACUUCGGGGCCAAAUAUGGCAUCAAGAAGGGUGUCCAACUAAACGAGGCCGAAGGCGAGGUCUUUGCCCCCGUCGCCAUGUGGCUCGAGGCCCUCGACCUAGUUCUCCAGCGCCUCCAGGAGGCCAACACCCCUCUCAACCGCAUCCGCGGCAUCAGCGGUUCUUGCCAACAACACGGCAGCGUAUACUGGAGCCGGGAGGCCGAGAAGCUUCUUGCGGAACUGCAGGCCGAGGAACAGAGGGGAAAGCUGGUUGAUCAGCUGAAGGGAGCUUUCUCCCAUCCUUAUGCGCCUAACUGGCAGGAUCACAGCACACAGGCCGAGUGUGAUAAGUUUGAUGAGGCUCUUGGGACGGCGGAGAGGUUGGCUCAUGCUACGGGAAGUGCGGCGCAUCAUCGCUUCACCGGCACCCAAAUAAUGCGUCUCCGCCGCAAGCUCCCCGAGAUGUACGCCUCCACCUCGCGCAUCUCCCUCGUCUCCUCCUUCCUCGCCUCUCUCUUCAUCGGCUCCGUCGCGCCCAUGGACAUCUCCGACGUCUGCGGCAUGAACCUCUGGGACAUCCCCAGCAACACCUGGUCCGAGACCCUUCUCACCCUGACCGCCGGCGGCUCCGUCGAAGGCGCCUCCGACCUCAAGUUCAAGCUAGGCGAAGUCCGGCUCGACGGCGGCGGCAGCGUGGGCAAGAUCAGCCCUUACUUCGUGGGCAAGUACGGCUUCUCCCCCGACUGCGAAAUCGCGCCUUUCACAGGCGACAACCCGGCGACCAUCCUCGCGCUCCCGCUGCGCCCGCUCGACGCCAUCGUGUCUCUAGGAACAUCCACCACCUUCCUCAUGAUCACGCCCGUCUACAAGCCCGACCCUUCUUACCACUUCUUCAACCACCCCACCACCCCAGGCCAGUACAUGUUCAUGCUCUGCUACAAGAACGGCGGUCUAGCGCGCGAAAAGGUCCGCGACAGCCUCCCUGCUGCCCCUCCCAACAGCUCCUCGACAGACCCCUGGUCAAUCUUCAACACCCAAGCUCUCUCCACCCCUCCCCUCGACAUCUCCUCCUCCUCCUCCCAGUCCACCGAUGCCAAAGCCAAAGCCAAGCUAGGCCUCUACUUCUACCUCCCCGAAAUCGUCCCCAACAUCUCAGCCGGCACCUGGCGCUACGAGUGCUCCGCCGCCGACGGCUCCGGUCUCACACAAGUCAUCCACCCCUGGCCCGUGGAAAAGGACGCGCGCAUCAUCGUCGAGUCGCAAGCGCUUUCCAUGCGCCUGCGCUCGCAGAAGUUGGUUUCCACUCCUCCCUCUUCUCCCUCCGGCACAUCACCAUCAUUAUCGCCUCUCCCCGCCCAGCCAAGACGUAUCUACCUCGUAGGCGGCGGCUCUCUCAACCCGGCCAUUGCGCAGAUAAUGGGCGAUGUGUUGGGCGGCGUGGAUGGUGUUUAUAAGCUUGAUGUGGGCGGUAAUGCCUGUGCAUUGGGCGGCGCGUAUAAGGCUGUUUGGGCGUUUGAGAGGCGGGAUGAGACGGAGACGUUUGAUGAGCUGAUUGGUAAGCGGUGGAAGGAGGAAGGGGCAAUUCAGAAGGUGGAUGUGGGGUAUAAGAGGGGGGUGUUUGAGGGGUAUGGGAAUGUGUUGGGGGCGUUUGGGGAGAUGGAGGAGACGGUGUUGGAGGUUGCUAGGAAUAAGUAG
Molecule: messenger RNA, 1791 nt
Organism: Sordaria macrospora k-hell
Lineage: Eukaryota; Fungi; Ascomycota; Sordariomycetes; Sordariales; Sordariaceae
Biological process (GO): D-xylose metabolic process; phosphorylation; xylulose metabolic process
Cellular component (GO): cytosol
Molecular function (GO): D-xylulokinase activity
Source: RefSeq, a predicted model, not a curated record